Messenger RNA from Porites lobata, 412 nucleotides. Lineage: Eukaryota; Metazoa; Cnidaria; Anthozoa; Scleractinia; Poritidae. The record is from the annotation of a GenBank genome assembly.
AAACAGAAAAGAGGACACAGGGGACACAAGGGAAACAAGAGACUCAGGGGACACAAGGGACCAAGGGGACACAAGGAACACAAGGAACACAAGGGACACAAGGGGACACAAGAAGACACAAGGGAACACAGGGGACAGAAGGAGACACAAGAGAACACAGGGAACACAAGGGGACACAGGGGACACAAGGGAACACAGGGGACACAGUGAAAAACAAGAGCCUCAAAGGGACACAGGAGACACAAGGGAACACAGGGGACACAGGGGACACAAAGGGACACAGGAGACACAAAGAGACACAGAGGACACAGGAGACACAAGGGGACACAGGGGACAUGAGGGGACACAACAGAACACCAGAGGACACAAGAGGACACACGGGAAACAAGGCAACACAGGGGACACAGGGAAC